AUGACAUCCAUACGCCUCGCGGCCCGCCGCCCUAUCUUCCGGUGUCUCAAUGCACCCGCAAGCCGUCCACAGCUUCGCCGUGUUGCCCAACAGUCGAAGCCUCAGCGAGAACACCUCUCAGACCUCGAAUAUGUCUCCGUGCACCGCGCCGAGGCAAUGCGCCGGGCCCAGCUUAUACGGAGGCGGAACUGGCUUGCAUUGGGUGCCGCAUUGUCAAUGAUUGCGCCUAUCAUCCUGGUGCGAUUCUGGGAACUGCCACCAGAUGAGGAGAAUGAGGACGCACAGAAAGAGAAAGAAGAAGAAACCAAGAGCAGGGGCGUCCUGGAUCUUAUUACCCCAAAACCAACACAAACAGACUCUCCCCGCGCAGCAAGCGAAGAAUUCCAGGGCAAGAAGGUUGUGAUAGCUCCGGGAGACAAAGUCAUUGCAGCGCCUGCAGACGCCGAGCAUCCCACGGCCUCAGACGUAGACACGAUAGAACUGAUCGAGACAGGCACAUCAUACGUGCCUUAUUUCCCCAAGACAAUCAGCCUACCUGUUCCCACCGGCCCUGAAGCAAUAGAAAGCCAAGCAGAGUAUCAAUUACUAGGCCUGGGCAUCCGGAAAGUUUCGUUCCUGCGAGUGCAGGUCUACGUCGUUGGUCUGUACGUGCGCAGCUCAGACAUACAUAUCCUACAAAACCACCUUAUCAACACCGUUAACCCCACCGCAUCUGCCUUGAUUCCUGGCGAAAAGGAAGAUCUGAGAAAGGCACUGCUUGAUCCUGAGAAGAGCACGCAAAUCUGGGACGCAAUACUAGCGAGGAAGGGCGUCGACGGCAUCGACAUGGCGUUCCGCGUCGUGCCCACUCGUGGCACAGACUUCAACCAUCUGAGAGACGGGUGGAUGCGCGGAAUCGCCUCUCGCACUGAUGAAGUGCGAAAGAGACAAGCCGAUCUUCUCCGCCAACAAGCUACUGAAAACAAGCAAAUUUCGCUGCCGAAGCCGGUUGACGAGGGCGAAUUUGGGGAUGAGAGUUUUGGACUUGCGAUGAAGGAGUUCAAGGGCCUCUUCCAAGGAAAAGGCAAAGCGCCCAAGGGCAGUGUCUUGAUACUGACGCGCGGUAAAGAUGGCGAGUUUGGUGCAUGGUACCAGCCUACCAUUAACACGAACAAGGGGGAGAAGAUGGGUGAGACGACCAAGCUGGGAAGCGUGCGGGAUGAGAGAGUCAGCAAGCUCGUCUGGCAACUCUACCUCAGCGGCCAGAACGUAAGCUCCGAAGAGGCGAGGAAAAAUAUCGUGAAUGGAUGCAUUGCUAUUACGGAGCGGCCGGUUGGGACAGUUGAGGGCAGGGUGUUGUAA
Molecule: messenger RNA, 1341 nt
Organism: Didymosphaeria variabile
Lineage: Eukaryota; Fungi; Ascomycota; Dothideomycetes; Pleosporales; Didymosphaeriaceae
Gene: AIM18
Product: Altered inheritance of mitochondria protein 18 mitochondrial
Exons: 1
Coding region: 1-1341 (446 amino acids)
Molecular function (GO): intramolecular lyase activity
Source: RefSeq, a predicted model, not a curated record